AUGAUUCGAGAAAUCAGGCAGGAGGAAAUACCUCAAAGGCCAAAAUAUGGUCUUACAUUUCUUGUCUUAAACUCCAAUAUAAGGUUCGAGAAGACCCAUGUCUUUAAGAUUCUUCACUUAGAACAGCUGAAUGUGUUUCAUCAAAGGUUGUAUCACAAACUUGCAUCAGUGGUUGAUAUGGUUGCAGCGUCAUUGAACAAAGAGCACAACCUUUCCACUUUGAGCUUAUACCCUGUCACAGAUAUUGUUGGCAUCUCCUGGUUUGUUGCCGACUACUUCCCUUGUUUGUUUUAUGACUAUGAUAAUUUGAAUACACUGAAAUCAGAAUCUAUACUACUUAGGAAGGACGACAGUGCUCGCGAAGCAAGCUUGUCCUAA
This is a messenger RNA of Lodderomyces parapsilosis, 378 nucleotides long. RefSeq lists its product as uncharacterized. The transcript has a single exon. The record is from RefSeq and is a predicted model, not a curated record. The coding region runs from base 1 to 378 and encodes 125 amino acids. Lineage: Eukaryota; Fungi; Ascomycota; Pichiomycetes; Serinales; Debaryomycetaceae.